UGUGUAUCGCCAAAUUACACCUAUGAAAUUCUAUUCAAUAAACACUGUGUUUGGUAUUACUUAUUACGUGUAGUUUCACGAGCCGACAGGGUGACAGAUAUUAGUAGUGCAAUGAUUCGGGGACGUUUGCAGAGGCUAGUACUCUGUCUGCUCUUAGCAUCGGUGUGUAUUUGUACACAGGUACAUGCCCAAGAUCACGCACAAGCACAGCAGGAUGCAAACGUCGCUCAAGGUCAAGAUAGCAAUGCAAAUCCAGAGAAAGUCCAAGAGAAAGGGCAGACAGGGAUGGCGAGGAGAUUGAAGGAGAUUCAGGAGGCUAGGCAAAAGGCAUUGAAAGCCGAACGCAAACAGGCGGAAGUGCGGGCUGACGUUUCAGGAACGGACGAAAAGGAAAAGGAAAAAAAGGCAUAUCUCGAUGCCAGGAAAAUAGAGAUGCAAGUUGAGUAUCUCGAGGGUAUUAAAAAGAGGGAACAGGAGAUGGAAGCUGCGCAUAUAGAACAGGAGACGAGAAAUAAGGAGGUUAGAAUGGAGGAAGGAGAUAAAAACCAGGCAGACAAGACAAAGACACAGGACGACGUUCGCGUGCUUACACCGGAACAGAUCGCACUGGAACAGCUGCGAGAGAGUUUAAAGAUGAAGAUGAAGGGUGAUACGGACAAGAGGGAAGGUGCGGAUGGGAAUGUCGAUGCUGAAAGGGGUAGUGUUGUCGAUGGUACUACUGACAGAGACAGUGCCGGUUUGGAUACUAUUAUGAAGGGUACACCUACACGUGAGACCACAGACAGGGGCAGAGUGGAGGGUAAAGCUGGGGGUGAAGACGCCAGUGGUAACGAUAGAAGAAUGCAAGAUGAGCAACGUCGGCAACAACAGAAGGAAAACGCAAGGCUUCUACAGGAACAGAGUGAACAAGUGCGGCAAAAGAGUGGGAUCAAGCUGAGUGGCCGGGUGGUUGUAGAGAGAGACAGGGAUGCAGACAAGAAGACCCAAGAACAGCAACUGAAAGAACACCAACGAGCGAUGGAUAUGGCCAAAGGCGCACAGAUGCGGGCACAGGUAAAGGCCAGGGAGAUAGAAGCGGUACAAGCACGCAAGCUAGCACGUAUGGCGGCUCUUGCGGGGACUAGCACGGAGCACGAAAGCGACGUGCAUAUGCCCGAGGAGAUAGGCGAGAUGGAUGCCGAUGAGGAUCGUAUGGCUGCGGGUGAUGUGGGGGACCACUUGUUUGUCAAGGCACGACAGUAUUUUGAUGAGUAUGCGGACGAUGCUAAGGUGAUCUCCAUGAUGAAGGUGGCCUCGAAGUACGGAUCAGAUGCGGCGACCGAGUUCCUCGCACGGCAACACGUGUUCGGUUUGUUGAACGCGCCCUCUCAAGGGUACUUGCCUGAGCCGGAUGUAGCUUCCGCAUUGCCUUUACUGACAACUCUGGUGGAAGAGAAAGGCUACCCUGAGGCACAGAGUUUGGCAGGGUUCCUGUAUGGCUCUGGGGUCGGAGUGGACAUCGACAUUGCGAAGAGUAUUGUGUAUAUGAGGUUCGCCGCCGAGACAGGUGAGAGCUAUGCUAGUGCCGCUCUGGGCUAUCGAUAUUUUCGGGGCAGGAAUGUACCUCAGGACUGUGCCAAGGCCAUGGAGUUGUAUCUCGUGGCUGCUACCGCAGUCGCAGAAGAUCUGAAGAGUGGCAUGACUAAAGCCGCUGAGAUGAUUCGACUAGCGCAAGAUGAGGAUCAGAGAAACCAGAACGGGAUGUCUCAGUGGGACAUACUCCAGUACUACCAAUACAUGGCUCAGCGAGGCGACAUCCAGUCCGCACUGAUAAUGGGUCAGGUACUAUUACAAGGGGCGCAUGGGAUGGAUCAGGAUCCCGGAGCUGCGGCGGACUACUUUAAUGCGGCUGCCGAGGCAGGCAAUGCAGAGGCAAAGGCAUUUCUAGCGUCUAUGCACCACAGUGGUGUGGGCGUAGAAAGCAGCAAUCUAACAGCCUUUAAACUCUACAAAGAGGCAGCGGAAGAGGGUAAUGCUCAGGGGCAAAAUGGGUUGGGUCAGAUGUACAUGCUAGGCAUUGUGGUACCUCAAAACUACGAAAUGGCUCUCAAGUACUUCACCUUGGCGGCCGCGCAAGGCAAUGCCGAAGCCUUGUAUAACGCUGCAACGAUGUACUACAGUGGCCUGGGCACAAAGGUGGAUUACAAGAAGGCGUUCGACAACUUCUCCUCCAGCGCCAGAAAUGGCUAUACCCUAGCGCUGUAUCACCUUGGAAUCAUGCAUAACCUGGGCUUUGGAACAAGCAAAUCCUGUGAUCACGCCGUGACGUAUUUCAAGAAUAUCUACGACCGCGCAGGGCAUGCGCACUUACUUGCGGAAGCUUAUGCGGCAUUCAAGGAUGGCGACACGUCGCGCUCCCUCAUGAUCUACAUGUACAUCGCCGAAACCGGUAGUGAACUUGCCCAAGCCAAUGCUGCGUAUAUACUGGACUUACUGGCCACCAGACACGGUCAACUAACCCUGCACUCGCAUCCGAAGUGGAUAUCCACGGAAAGCGUAGAAGCGUAUGCGCUACUGCAGUGGAUUAAGGCGGCGGAACAGCGGAGUUCGGAGGCGAUUCUGAAGAAAGGUGAUCACUACUAUUUUGGCUGGGGGGUCAAUGCCAGUCAUACAACUGCAGUGGAAUGUUACCGAACAGCCGGCACUAUGCACAACGCUCAGGCUCUCUUCAACAUCGGAUACAUGACUGAACGUGGAGAAGGUGUCAGCCAAGACUUUGCGCUGGCUAAACGCUACUACGACCAGUCGAAGGAGGUCAGUCAAGACGCCCGCGUGCCGGUGUACAUCGCGCUCGCGGGACUCCGAGCGAGAAAACUCUAUACGGAUUUUGUCCAGUUUGUGAAAGAGGACAACCUGUUUAAAAUUAACUUGAACAACGUUGAGAUUAACUUCGAAAACGGCGUAUUGCAUGGGAUCAAUGAAUUCUAUCAAGAGGUACAUCCUGCUACGGUUUGGGGACCAGACUGGGAGUACCACGUGAUAUUUAUACUGUUUAUAGUGUUGAUCACUUUGAUUCACUUUCGGAGGAUGUUCUACAGUAUAGAAGCGUUUGAAACGGAGCAGGCGCGCCUUGCUGCUGCACAGGCCCACGGAUAGGAAGUGUGAUAAGUAAGUGGUAUUUUAGAUUUCACGGCAAACAUAUGUAUACAUUGAGCAUGUGGCAUGAUGUUUGCCGUGAAAGUCGUACAGAGCGAGUUGGGGAGAGGAAUCAGCACUCGCAAAAGGCUACAUUCAGUUUUUGGCGGCGUGCCUACUUGCUUGCGAAAGGUAUAUGCCGCACGUGAUAGAAAUAGAAAAGGAAUCGACCGUCAGUAGAGGAAUAUGUCUGGUACUUCUUGACGUCCCAGUGUACGUCCUGGCUGUGCAGGUAGUAGAGAAAUGAAAUUCAGCCAUCGCAGAGGUAUUUUUUCAGUAUACUGAUAGUGUUCCUAUACCUAUACCUAUACCUAUACAAUCUGGGACACCAUAUGGCAUGCCAAUUUACUUUCGGAAAGUAUUAUUCAGACCUCUGAAAAGUUAUUUGAAGAGUGCAGAAAGGUUCGCCAUGACCUGCCGAUAUACAUUCACUCGUACCGACGAGGGAAGAGCCAUGCGCGUGUCCACUAGCGCAGCACCACGUUGCUUCGAAGCCAGUGCACAAGUAGUUGUGGACAGAUGGUCACCCGAUUCGCGAAUCUCGGCUUACGCGUUAUGUUAGCGUCUUAGUGAACUGUCAAGCCUAUAUGCAAGUGCCAUGCCUAUACUCAGAGAGAAGACGAUCAGGUUAGAUACUAAUAUAUUUAUCGCCAGCUCUCCUCAGCGGACCAUAUUGGGUGUAUCGAUUGUCCGCGAAUUUGAAUCCGAUUACGACGUAUGCGCCACUAAACUCGCUGCGUAGAAACAAUAUGUUUACUGAAUCAUGGACCAAGCGCAUGCAAUGGCAGUCCUCAAAAGGCCUGACAUAUCACGUAUCUGAGAUGUAGGUAUAUUAGUAACACGACUUGGUCGAAGUUCUAACCAGAAGGUAAAACAUGAGAACGCAUGGUACUUGCGAUCGAUGAGCUUAGCACGUAAACUUGCGAUCACUGAAAUUAGCCUCGCUAGAGUGCGCAAUGCAUGCAGCUAUAGCUCAAUUGACAGCACCAAUCUCGGCGUAGGCUUUCUCGAAGCUGAAACUUUGGGACUCGUCUCAACUAUAACAAGAGGAUGAAUCGCUGGGCAGCAUGCGUGCACAAAGCAAUCAUAUGCAGCACACGAGUGCAUGAGAUGAGGUUUAUGUGCCAAGUGGAAUGGGCGUAGCACAGCUCAGAGCAGUACAUUACAGUACAAAACUACGUAACACAAUAGAACACAUUGCAAUACAUCACAUCACAACAUACAAAACAAACAUAGCUUGACAAACGAGUCAGCAUGCACAAAAACACGAGUCUGACAUAAAGCUAUGUCUGUAGAUUGGUGGAGGGUUCACACACGAACACUAUGCCGAGCAGUUGUGCAUUGCGUAAAAGAACUAAUCAUAUUCGCUGGUAGGUAUAUAUAGCAUGCGUUCAAAAUAUAUACUAUUUCACAGACGCUCCCUCGACAAUACCAACGCAACGUACAUACUGUGGUUGGACGUAGAAGUACCGCAAGUGCAAAAGGAUUCAUUUGUAGAGAUUUAUAUAAAUUUAUAGCCGGGAGGACAGGGCAAUGUAUUUCCCUCUGGUCCGCACAUGAUUUUGCGCUCUUUUCCAGGCUCAACUACACGCACGUGCUAGAUAGGAUAUUUACUAUAGAGGGAGGUAGAUCGUAGUGCCACCUCAGUCAGUUCUAGUACUGGGUUUGUAAGUGAUGGCUAGUUAGUCAACCGCCAGCCGCGCCCGAAAAGAAGAAUCACCACUCAGGUCAAAUAGUAUAUUCAUAGCUUUGUACGAAUAAAUUAUCAUCAAAC
Molecule: messenger RNA, 4948 nt
Organism: Sphaeroforma arctica JP610
Lineage: Eukaryota; Ichthyosporea; Ichthyophonida
Exons: 13
Coding region: 112-3135 (1007 amino acids)
Biological process (GO): ERAD pathway
Cellular component (GO): endoplasmic reticulum membrane
Molecular function (GO): protein binding
Source: RefSeq, a predicted model, not a curated record